Eimeria acervulina is the source of this 2511-nucleotide messenger RNA. RefSeq lists its product as hypothetical. The record is from RefSeq and is a predicted model, not a curated record. The transcript has 4 exons. The coding region runs from base 1 to 2511 and encodes 836 amino acids. Lineage: Eukaryota; Apicomplexa; Conoidasida; Eucoccidiorida; Eimeriidae. Gene Ontology annotation, molecular function: DNA-binding transcription factor activity.
AUGUCCUCAGCUCUGUCCCCCGUUGGCAGCCGCAAGGCAGGGGCCCCUACUCGCUUGAGCCGUGGAAGGCGCUCCCUUCUAGGACCAGCUUUUGUGGAAGCGCGCAGCAGCGGCGAGGCAGCAGAUGAUGAUGAGGAGGAAGAAGGAGAAGAAGAAGAAGGAGACAGCAAAGAGACUAAAAAAAGAGACAAAGGCAGCAAGGAGACACCGCACGAAGAAGAAGAUGGAGACGAUGAUGCAGCAGACACAAAACACAGCAGCAGCAGCAGCAGCAGCAGCAGCAGCAAGAGCAGCAGCAAAGACGAGGAUGACGAUGAAGAAGGCAGUAACAAAAAGAAAGACGAAGAUGAUGAUGAUGAUGAUGAUGAUGAUAAAAAGGAGGAGACAAAGAGCAGCAAAGAUGCAGCAGAUACAAAGAAGCACACCGGAGACACAGACGAGGCAGAUGAAGACAGCGAAGCAAAAGAGAGAAAGAGCAGCAAAGUGAGUAAGAAGGAGGCAGAUGACGAUGACGAUAAGGAGACAGACAGCAGCAGCAAAGAAGAAAAAGAGACGAAGGAAGAUGAUGACAGCGAUAGCAGCAGCAAGGAACCCGCAUCUAACAAACCCGUACGCUUCCUGCGGCGCAAGGGCAGCGGCCACCCUGUGGGGGGUGUCUCCAGUUGGUUGUCUGCUGGUUUUAGUUCCACUGAGGAGACACCGCAAAGCGAAUUUGCAGACAGUGAAGGAGAGACCAAAGAAGAGAGAGAAGAAGCAGCAAAAAAAGAAAAAGAACAGCUCGCUAAGGAGCGGCAGGCUGAUAAGGAGAAGCAGCACGAAGAGACAAAGAAGCAGGCGGCGGAGUCAAUGCACGAGCACCCAGAGGAGUCUUCAUCAGAAUCGCCUUCUAAGGCAGCAGCAGCAGCAACAGCAGCAGCAGCAACAGCAGCAGCAGCAGCUGCUGCAGCAGUAGCAGCAGAGGAGAAGCCGAAGCAUCUGUCUGCGGCACCAACUGAAAAGGAAGUGGACAGAGAUACGUUGCCUGAGGAUCUGCUGCAGCGGGUGCAGCAAACAGCAGCAACACGAACAGCAGACGAGCAGCAAAAGCUGCUGCAUGCGCUGCACCUCUCGCAUGCAGCAGCUCUUAAGCUGAAGCAAAACGGCAAAGACCCCACAACCGAAAACCUUGUAGAAGCUGGGGUCUCUCUAGCGACGCAGCGCAUGGUAGCUGAGGCCCUUGGCCUCAACCAGCCCCAGCAGCAGCAGCAGCAGCAGCAGCAGCUCCAGCAGCAGCAACAGCCCCAGCAGCAACAGCAGCAGCAACAGCAGCAGCAGCAGCAACAGCAACAGCAACAGCAACAGCAGCAGCAGCAACAGGGUGUGAUACGUGUGGGUUCCCUUGAGCUGCAAACUGGGCAGUGGCUGCGUGGGGCUCCGGUGGGUUUGUGGGGUGCAGCAGCAACCCCAGCAGCAGCAGCAGCAGCAGCUGCUGCUGCUGCUGCAGCAGCAGGAGCAGGACCAACAGCAGCAACAGCAGCACCUGAAGGAGCUCGUAAAGGAGGAGAAGCUGAAGACCCUCUGUAUCUAAGACUUGUAGAGAACACCCCUUUAAUGGGUGAAGCAGAAAGACAAGAAGUGUGGGGCGAUAUUAAAGCAGCAAGGAUAGCAGCAAAACAAAUUGUUAGUAGAGGCCUGCAGCCAACACGUGAAAACUUAGAGAGAGCUGGAAUCAGUAUAGCAAAACAAAAUCAUAUAGCUUGGGUCUUAGGCCUUCCCUUCAGCAGCGACGACAGCAGCAGCAGCAGCAACAGCAGCAGCUGGGCCAAUCUAAGCACAAAACAAAAGGCGGCGUGGAUAGCAGCUAUAAUACUGCUGGUGCUGGCAGCAGCAGCAACUCUAUACUGGCUGCAUACUAAAGUAUCAAGGAGCCUCGCACGCAUGCGCUGUCUCCGAAGGGAAGCCUAUCUCUCUCGCAUGCAGAAGGAGGACAGGAAGCGACGAAGCGAGAAGGAGCAGCAGCAGCAGCAGAAGCAGCUGCUGCUGCUGCAGCAGCAGGUGCAGCAGCAGCAGCAGCUUCUGCAGCAGCAAACCCUGGGGGAGAGACAGCCUUCCGGAGGCAUAGUUAAAGAGCUACGCCUGAAGACAUCUUUGAUGAGUUCUAACUCCAAUGCAGCAGCACUAAGAGACAACUCAGCAGCUGUCUCCUCUGCAGCAACAAUGCAGCCAACAAGGAGACACCUCAGGGGCUUUACUCUUAAUGGGAAGCUUCUAGGGGGGCCCCCGACCCAGGAGAGCGACAGCAGCAACUCCCACAUACGCUGCAGCAGCAGCGCAGCAGCACAAGAGAACUACGAGACAUCUGCUGCAGCGAUGCACCAUAAUGCUUCAUUUCUCUCUUCAGUCAACACCAAUACGCACUUAGCAGAUAAACAAGACCCCCAUAGACAGCAUACUCGCCGCAUGCUGCAUGCAGAUUUAGGUGUACAUACAGCUCAGCAUACCCACCACCAUCAGCAGCCACCAACGCCCUAA